Messenger RNA from Cyphellophora europaea CBS 101466, 2361 nucleotides. RefSeq lists its product as uncharacterized. NCBI's taxonomy places the organism in Eukaryota, Fungi, Ascomycota, Eurotiomycetes, Chaetothyriales, Cyphellophoraceae. The record is from RefSeq and is a predicted model, not a curated record. The coding region runs from base 1 to 2361 and encodes 786 amino acids. The transcript is spliced from 2 exons.
AUGCCUCCCUUGCGCAAGCGGGAGAGCUCUAACAAAGCUGGUGGUGAGAUGAUCGAAGUCAGAGAUCUCUCCCCCGCUCCUCCACAGCCACCUCAGCAUGCAUAUUCCCCGGUAGAGGACUAUAGGCCUCAGACUAUGGAGUCUGUCCAUUCAGAUUACCGCUCAUCCGCUCGCUCGAGAGACUACGGUAACUUCUCUCGUCCCACCCAAGACGGAAGAGACGACUCCUACUACUACGAGAACCGCUACUCGUCUUCGACACUCGCUUUGGACAGUCCGCAUCACCACAACGGCAAUAUGCCCUCGGGCUACACGCCCAAAUUCGCUCCACGCGCUGCUUCAUACACAGACUCGCCUGCUGGUACCCGAAGCUCUUCACCAUACCCUGGAGCAUCCCCAUAUCGGAGUACGGAUACACUUAGUCGGCCACUCGUUCCCGAACAUAACGCUUCAACUUUUCUCGCCAAAGACUGGGUCAAGGAGGGCUCGAUUGCAAAGCUUCACCACAGAGACGACCGCGAGUUCUUGUCUGGCUGGAGGAGAAAGAUAUAUUACAUGAUCCCUUUCCUGGCCGUCCUCGCCCUUGGUCUUUUCUGGCUGUAUUUUGGCCUCCGUGUCGCCUUCAUUCUCGACGCUCAGAGAACUUUUGGUCAAACAUUCCCGCUCGCAUGGACUUUCGUCACGAUCGAAAUCAUCUGCUCGAUUCCAACCUUUACUCAGACCUUCUGGGCUCUAUUCAGUGUCAAGAAGCGUAACAGGCCAAAGCUCCGGCUCAUCGGUAACGACACUCCAUACGUGGAUGUCUUCAUUACCUGCUGUGGUGAAGAUGACGACCUGGUUCUCGAUACCGUCCGAGCUGCCGCUGAUCUCGAUUGGCCCCGUGACCGCUUCCGCGUGAUCUUGCUCGACGACGGCAAGUCUGCGAGCCUUGAGCGAGCGGUGGAGGAUAUGAAGGAUACCUACUAUAACGUCUUCUAUCGCUCGAGACCCAAGUUCCCUGGUGUUCCUCAUCACUUCAAAGCUGGCAAUCUCAACUACGGUCUCGACGAAGUACACAACAUGCCUGGCGGCGCCUACGAAUUCAUGGCUGCCCUCGACGCCGACAUGAUUCCCGAACAGCACUGGCUCCGCGCUAUCGUACCACACAUGGUUUUGGACUCGAAAAUGGCUUUGGCCUGUCCACCUCAGCUCUUCUACAAUGUGCCCAAGGAUGAUCCCCUUUGCCAGACCCUCGACUUCUUCGUCCACGGACUGGAGCCGAUCAAGGAUGCUUUGGGUGUUGCGUGGUGUACCGGAUCCGGCUAUGUCGUUCGCCGUGAGGCUCUCGACGACAUUGGCAACAUUCCUCUUGGGUCUCUGGCCGAAGAUGUCGCAACAUCCACCCUUAUGCUUGGUAAGGGUUGGAAAACGGCCUUCAUCCACGAGUCUCUUCAGUUCGGCACUGUCCCCGACGACUUUGGCUCCCACUUGAAGCAGCGAACUCGAUGGUGUAUCGGUACUGUCGAUACAGCCAUCAAGCUCAAGUUCUGCUUGUGGGGAGAUGCCGUCCGUCAGAUGACCUUCUACCAGAAACUCUCCAGUUUCAUCUUCGCUUUCCUAAGCUUGUUCAACGUCUUCCAGGUCAUCUCGUACUUCGCGAUGCCAAUCGUUCUGAUCAUGAAUAAGCCCUUGGUCGCCUUCUCGAACGAAGAGCAGCUGCGCUGGCUGAUUCGAGCCUGCUUUGCCUCGAUUAUCGUCGCCAGAAUCACCGAAAUGGUUCUCUAUUUGCCUGCUGGUUAUUCGACUGGUCAGCGCGGUGCGCGCAUGGCCAUCUGGAUGGCACCAUAUCUUGCUCUUACCACACUACGGACUUUCGUUCUGCCCAAGUGGCUCGGCGGUGCUACUCAAGCGUUCAAGCCUACUGGAUCUCUCCAGUCGGCGCUCAACGAGCGCGAUCCCAAGCUUCGUGCGCCUCUAUGGAGACGACUUUGGGUGACUAUCGUCAACUAUAUGGCCUGGUACCACGUUGCCAUGGUCUACCUGAUCCUCACCGCUGUGGUGUUGUCCUCAUACCGAUGCUUCCUCGAGAACGAAUCGGCACGCAACAAGAUUAUGUGUCUCCUCACGCAUGCCUUCUGGCCGCCACUGGCAUGGAUUCUUAUUUGCAGCUCGUUUUGGAUUCCCAUCACCUACGCCUGCGACCCGCCCGAUAUGCCCGACCGCGAGGAGCUUCUGACCCGAGACCCCAAGACCGGUGUCGCGCACCCCACGACGUACAACAAGAAGAUGGCCGUGGCACCUCAAACUGCGUGGUUUGAAUUCGAGAACACGUUCAUGACCCUCUACACGACCGGCAUCUUUGUGUUGUCCUUCUUUUUCUGA